Messenger RNA from Eremomyces bilateralis CBS 781.70, 1805 nucleotides. Its product is annotated as concanavalin A-like lectin/glucanase. NCBI's taxonomy places the organism in Eukaryota, Fungi, Ascomycota, Dothideomycetes, Eremomycetales, Eremomycetaceae. Gene Ontology annotation, molecular function: hydrolase activity, hydrolyzing O-glycosyl compounds. The transcript is spliced from 2 exons. Gene Ontology annotation, biological process: carbohydrate metabolic process. The record is from RefSeq and is a predicted model, not a curated record. Bases 280 to 1650 code for a protein of 456 amino acids.
CAGCCAGGAGGAUAGUGUCUCUGUCGCUGAUGGUGUUAUUUCCUAUAUCAAUUUUGCCUUCAACCAAACUUGGUUGACACGUACUUCUUCGGCUUGUUCCAAUCUCCCCCCCAGUAUCUUCAAUCUCCACCCUUCAUAACCGUACUGAUAGCUAGUCUUUUAUCGCCCAAUUUAAUUCCUACCCCGAUAGAGUCUUUUCCUUGAAUGUUUACCUAGCUCAAGGCUGGUCAGGGCAUAUUUGCAACCCAAAUAUCUCCUUGGAGAGAAGCAUCGCCCAGGAUGUCCACCUCCGGCUCUGGUUCUCGUGCACCAUCAAUCCAUACUCCUUCUUCCAACCCAUUUUCUACCCCAUUACGAUCAAGUCGGGUUCCCAGCGAGGAUGAACGACGAGUCUCAUACUUCCCGUCCACAGCCAUCCAGGGUCAUGCACCCAGGCAACGAAAGUUCAAGUCUGCUCGGUUUACUGGAGAGUACGAAAAACCAUGGCUCGACGAGCCGAACCCGCGGAGGAAGUGGGAGCGUCUCAUUCUCUGGGGCAGCGUGGUGAUUGGGUUUGCCAUUGGCGGUUUUAUAUGCUACAUGGCAUACGCUUCGGUCUCGAACUUCGAGUACUGUCUUGUGAUGGAUGAUAACUUCGAGUCCAUCAACUCUGAUCAUUGGGGAUAUGAGAUUCAGCGGGGAGGUUUUGGCACCGGGGGCUUCGACUGGACUACGGACGACCCCAAAAACGCAUAUACCGACAGUGAAGGACUUCAUAUCGUUCCCACUUUGACUAUCGAAACCACCAAUAUCGACCUUGGCCAACUUACCGAUAAUUACGUCCUCAACCUUACUACCGAUGGCACAUGUACGGAAAAUGGCAUCGAUGAAUGCUCUAUCCGAAGCAACAUCACCUCAGGAGACAUCAUCAACCCCGUCCGAAGCGCGCGGCUGACCACUAAAGGAAAGAAGUCCAUCAAAUACGGCCGAGUCGAGGUCAUUGCAAAAAUGCCAAAAGGCAGCUGGCUAUGGCCUGCCAUCUGGAUGAUGCCUGAGAACGACGUCUAUGGUAUAUGGCCGCGCAGCGGUGAAAUCGACAUUGCCGAGAGCAGAGGUAACCAUGGAGACGACUACCCUGAUGGUCGCGACAGCGUGAUCAGCGCCUUGCAUUGGGGACCGCUCCCAGAAGUCGAUGGUUUCUGGAAAACCAGUGGAAAACACAAUGUCCGGCGGACAGAUUACUCAGAACAAUUCCACACCUUCGGUCUGGAAUGGAAUGAGAACUACCUCUUCACCUACAUCGACAGCCGUCUUCUCCAAACCUUCUUCAUUAAAUUCAACCACGGCCCCAAAUCCAUGUGGGACCGUGGCAAUUUCGGGGAGACCAUCGUCAACCACUCCGCCCUCUUCGACCCGUGGUCCCAAACUGACCGUGCCAAUACUCCCUUCGACACCCCCUUCUACCUGAUCCUCAACGUCGCGGUGGGUGGCACCAACGGGUACUGGAAGGACGGCGUCGGCAACAAGCCGUGGGGUGACGCCUCCAUCGACGCGCCGCGCCAGUUCUGGGAGUCGCAGGGCCAGUGGUAUCCAACAUGGGGCGAGGGGGCGAAGCGAGGGUUGACGGUUAAAAGCGUGAAGAUGUGGUCGGAGGGAGCGUGUGGGAGCUAGAUGCGUGCUGGUAGGCGAGGUGCGGUGGAAGCCGUCACUGAUGCAGGCGGCUAGUGACGAGCCGUCAUCUUGGGUCGUGGGUAGGCAUUGGACUAUUCCAUGCAUGGCAGCUCGUUCUAGGAGGUACAGAAGCGCGUACAUGUUUUUCGCUCAGC